AUGACCCACGCUCUGGAAUGGCCCAGCCUCACCGCCCAGUGGCUGCCUGAUGUUUCCAGGUAUACACACACACACAACGUUAACAAGAAAUCUCAAACAUACCUUAUGCAUUCUUCGUUUUGGCCUUAAACUACCCAUUGAUGCCACGUUGUCCGUCCUGCUUCCUGUUUUGUUGCUGUCUCUGUUUGUUUACCAGGCCCGAGGGGAAAGAUUUUAGCGUGCACCGCCUGGUUCUGGGCACGCACACGUCAGACGAGCAGAAUCACCUGGUCAUCGCCAGCGUACAGCUGCCCAAUGACGACGCCCAGUUUAAUGUUUCGCACUACGACAGCGAGAAAGGCGGUGAGACGCACUCAUGCUCAUUGCACACACAGACAGACACACACACUAUGGGUGUGAACGUUAAAAACAGAACUGAAUCCUUAACGUUAAGAAAACUGGAAAAACAAUAUAUUUUUAUUAUUAAAAUGACAGUGCAGUUAUCACCAAACUACCUCUAACGGGUCCCGAUCAUCAUCAUAAAAGGAAAACGUGAAGAAAUGGGUAACACUGUAAUGUUUGGCGAAGGAGAUGUGCAUCUGAAAUGAUUUGCCAUGGAUAUAAAGCAUGUCAUCAAGUUUGGAGAAAAAGCACUGAUUACUGUAAUGAUUGCGGUUGAUAUGCAGCCAUUGUCAAUGGCCUACUUGAGUUGCAAGGUAAUUUGCUAAAUGAAAGACAGCAAGCGCCAUUUCAGCCGCGGGUCACACUACUGAAACAGGUGGGUCCUUCUCAUAAAUAUCACCGUUCACCGUUUACUCCCGUUUCAACAGGGUGUUAUUCCCUUUCGAAUGGGAGUUGAGACAUUCAGUUAACGGCGUUAGAAAGCUACAAUUCUUUUUUUUAACUAGUAGAUACUCACAUUUGGGGAGUUCUUUUGCCCUGUUUGAUUUGUAAGCUUAAACCCGGUGGGAAGGCUUUUGUUAAAGUCCAUAGACUAAUGAAUCUGCUAUUUGCCUUCAUCAAAACAAUGUUUUUGUUGCAUAUUUCAGUCUGGGGGGGGGUUGGAACCUAUUCUAAAUGGCAGUCCCCCCCCCCCCCCACAAAAAAAAGCCCAAAGUAGAUGAGAUGCAUUUAUUAUUCCAAAACUCCAGCUCGUUGUUAGAACACAUUUUCCCUAUUUUAAUCAACCAGUCCAUAUUGAAUUCGUGAUAAAGCUGUUGUGAUUUGGCAAGGAAUGUAGCUUGUCUACAGUAUGCCUUCAGUGAGAUGGGCAGUCAUUUCUGUAGGGACUAAUGGGUUCGCGGCGUGCGUAUGUGUAGAGGGAGCGGUUGGAUCGAAAUUGAGCGAGAGAGGCGGCCUGUAAUGGAGGGAGAGAAGAAUGGAGGGGAAAACAACUGUGAUCACUUGGCUAGGUAUUUUUUGACUUUUUUUUUUUGUGAGUCGCUAAUGCACGUAACAAAUGGAAGUGGAGGUGAAUUAACGGUUGUCUUCCAGAUGAAAUGACACCUGCCCCAAGCAGAUUCCAGAUACCACCUACUCUAUGACUGCGGUAGAACUUCAUUGCCCCCUAGUGGUCACACCACGCAAUAGGACGUGGAUUAUUAUUUUUUUCAGACGCUCUUAUCCAGAGCGACUUAAAGGAGCAAUUAGGGUUAAGUGCCUUGCUCAAGGGCACAUCGACAGAUUUUUCACCUAGUCGGCUCGGGGAUUAGAACCAGCGACCUUUCGGUUACUGGCACACCGCUCUUAACCGCUAAGCUACAUGUUCUUUUCGUUUUAACGGAAACCGAUAAAUGGCAGUUUUAAACGUGAAGAAAAUGUGUUCAUUUGUCACAUCCCUAACACACACACACACACACACUAGGACACACUUCUCAAUGCCAUCCAAUCCAAGACUCUACCUCGGCUUGUAAAAGUUAAGGAAUCUACUUUGCCAUAGUACAUAAUGAUAACAUUGUCUCCUUCUCUCUGUAGAGUUUGGAGGUUUUGGCUCAGUGAGUGGGAAGAUCGAGAUAGAGAUCAAGAUCAACCAUGAAGGAGAGGUGAACCGGGCCAGGUACAUGCCCCAGAACCCCUGCAUCAUCGCAACCAAGACCCCCACCUCAGACGUACUGGUCUUCGACUACACCAAGCAUCCCUCCAAACCU
Molecule: messenger RNA, 2126 nt
Organism: Coregonus sp. 'balchen'
Lineage: Eukaryota; Metazoa; Chordata; Actinopteri; Salmoniformes; Salmonidae
Source: the annotation of a GenBank genome assembly